UCUCCGCUGAUACAGCUCAUGACUCACAGUCACGGUUGACGUUUCUCCAUAAAGUUUCUUUUUCUUGCUGUUUGACUGAUUGAUGUGCAUUUAAUCUUUGAAUAAAACACAAUACUGUUUGACCUUAAACGCAUAUCGAAUCCAAUCCCUCUCAAUUCUCUGAUAUCUGUAGUAUAUAUACUACUGCAUCUGUAAUCUGUUGACGAAUAGUGAGAAGAGAAAUGGCCGAGGCAGUUGUCUCCAGCGCUGUAGAAGCCCUCAUUUCAAACUUGAGUGCUGUCCAGCAGUUUAGAGGGUAUUUGAAUGUGGAAGACGAACUUGGGAGGCUCCAGCAGGCUGUUUCCAGAAUCCAACCUGUACUUUUGGAUGCAGAGGAGAGGUACAAUCAGAGCUAUGAGGUCAAAAUUUGGCUUAGAAAGCUUAAAGAUGCAUUUGAUGAUGCUGAUGAAUUAGUGGAUGAUUUCUUUACUGAGUCUCUGCGGCGAGAACUUCUGAACCUGGGUAGACGCACAAAACAGGUACGUAUCUUCAUCUCCAAGCUUGCAUAUGGUUCAGCAAGGUUGCCUAAGUUUAAGACAGUUAUUGCGAGAAUAGAGAAAAUUGCAUCCGAAGCUGACAGAUUCCAGUUUAAUAACCGGUGUCCUGAGAAGAAGGAGAGAAGAGAGUCUCAAUCUUCUUCUUUGUCACGUGAGGUCGAGAUUAUUGGGAGAGAGGAGGAAAAGAGUGCAAUUGUACAUGAUCUAGUGAAAAUGGAUAAUAACAAUGACAAAGCGAAUGUCUCAGUGAUUUCAAUAGUUGGGGGCGCAGGUGUAGGAAAGACUGCACUUACUCAAUUUGCAUACAAUCAUGAGACUGUAAGAAAACAUUUCCAGCUACGAUUAUGGGUGCGUGUAUCUGAAUCCUUUGUCUUGAAAACGAUUGUUGAAGAGAUUGUGGAAUCAGCAAGCGGGGAGAGACCGGAGAAUCUCGGGUUGAAUUCAUUGUUGGUACGCCUUCGGGUAAUGAUUGAUGGGAAGCGGUUUUUACUUGUACUGGAUGGUGUAUGGAAUGAAGAUAGUGAAAAAUGGUUCAGCUUGAAAAAACUGUUAAUUUGUGGCGCGAGGGGAAGUAAAAUUGUGACUACUACACGUAGUAAAUUGGUUGCAGACAUUAUGCACACAGUUCCAAUAUUUUUUUUAGAACCUCUGUCAUUCGACGAUUCACUUGCUUUAUUUAAGAAGAUGGCAUUCGGGGAAGAAGAAGAGCGAACAAAUCAAGCUCUUGAAUCCAUCGGGGAGGAGAUUGUACAGAAGUAUGCUGGCGUUCCUCUUGCCAUAAGGACCAUAGGGAGUCUGUUAUACUUCAAAAAUUUAGAAGGUGAUUGGUUGGAGUUCCUGCAGGAUGAGCUUCCAAAAAUUUUACAACAAGAAAUUGAUAUUUCUGCAGUACUUAAGUUGAGUUAUGAUCAUCUCCCAUCACAUUUGAAACAAUGUUUUGCUUACUGUAGAUUAUUUCCUAAUGAUUAUGAAAUUGAUGUACAGAAACUGAUUAAACUUUGGAUGGGGCAAGGGUUUCUCAUUUCAUCAAACAAAGAUCAAUGUCUAGAAGAUGUUGGUUAUGAGUACUUUAUGGAUCUAUUCCAGAGGUCCUUUUUCCAAGAGGUAGAAACAGAUGAAUGGGGCAUUAUAAGAAGUUGCAAAAUGCCAAAAAUCUUGCAUGAUCAUGCAAUUUUAGUGGCAGGGGUUGUGAGCUGUGCGUCAAAUUUAAAUGGGGACAAUAUAAAUGAUAGAGUCCGUCAUGUGUCAUUCGAUUUUAAUUUGGUAUCAUCACAGCAAUUUGUGAGACCCUUGCUUAAAGCCAAGAGAAUACAGACAUUUCUAUUGCCUAGUCAGUCAUGGCUUCCAAACGAUGAAAAGUUCAGCAAGUCCACUUGUAGAAAAGUUCGAUCAUGGCUUAAAGCAAUUUUUUCACGAUUCAAGUGUUUACGUGUGUUGGAUUUACAUGAUUUAGGGAUCAAGGUGGUUCCAAGUAGCCUCUGUAAGUUGAAGCGUUUAAGAUAUCUCGAUCUCUCUAAGAAUGGAAUCAAAAAGCUUCCAAGUUCCAUAACCAGCCUGCUGAAUUUGCAAACAUUGAAACUUUCGAAUUGUAAUGUGCUUGAAGAAUUGCCAAAGGACAUUAUAAAUUUAGUCAGGCUUCGGCAUCUUGAGAUUGAUGGCUGUGAUAAAUUGGCUCAAAUGCCAUGUGGACUGGGAAAAUUGACUUCUCUUCAGACAUUAUCCUUAUUUGUAUUAAGGAAUCAGUCUUUCUGCAGGCAGAGUGGCAAGCUAAAUGAACUGAAGAGGCUAAACAACUUGAGCAGAGGGCUUGAGAUUUUACAUCUAGAACAUUUGUCAGAUGCUUCAACAGAAACUAAGAAUGCAAAUCUGAAGGAGAAACAACGUCUUCGAGCCUUGACUCUAAGAUGGUUUCGACAAGAUGAUGCUGAUGUUGAUGUGGAGAGUGACGAGAAGUCAUUGGAAGGCCUCCAGCCACACCGAAAUCUGAAAACGUUGUGGGUGAUAGGCUACGGGGGUAUGAAGUUUCCAAGUUGGCUUUCUUCUCUCAUAUAUCUUGUUAAAUUUACUCUCUGCAAUUGUCUCAAGUUCCAACAUCUACCGCCAUUAGAUCAACUCCUUUUUCUCAAGAGUCUUAAACUUCAAAGGUUGCAUGCUCUGGAGUACAUAACAGACAGCGGCGGAAAAGACAAGUUCUCUUCUUCAGCAAUAUCAAUAACAUUCUUCCCAUCCUUGAAGGAACUUGUACUCUGGGAUUGUCCCAAUCUGAAGGGAUGGUGGAGGGAUGUUCCAGUUGGUGAUGAUAAGAGUGCCGUUGGAACAACACAAGCAUCAAUGACAGAUCAGCAACAACAGUCUCCGUUGCUGCCUUCAUUUCCCUGUCUUUCAAAAUUAGAAAUUCAGUAUUGCCCAAUGCUGAAUUCCAUUCCCUUCUAUCCACAUCUUGAUGAACAGCUGGUCCUGAAUAAUGCCAAGCUGACACUUUUGCAACAGACAAUGUGGUAUAUGGCAGCAUCGCAAGGCCCAACAACUGCAGCUAUGUCAGUUCGUUCUUCUACUCUGCCCUCUUCCUCCUUGGGUCCUCUUUCCAAAUUAAAUUCUUUGACUUUAACUGGCAUUAAGGAGCUAGAGUGUUUGGAAGAUGAAUGGCUGCAAAACUUCACUUCUCUUGAGAGUCUCAUUAUUUCAGGGUGCCCAAGACUAAUGUUCUUAUCAAAUGGUAUUCAGCAUCUCACCUCCCUUAAGUGUAUGGACAUUAGGGACUGCGAGGAGCUUGAUCUUUCCAGCAAUGAAGGUGAUGGCGAGCAAUGGAAAGGACUGAGGAACCUCUGUUCCCUCACUAUUUGGGGAAUCCCAAAGUUGAAGUCUCUCCCGAAUGGGAUGCAAUAUGUUUUGCCUCUUGAAAAGCUCCGGAUCCUAAAUUGUCCAAAUUUAAUAUCUCUUGAAGACUGGAUCAGCAGUUUCACAUCUCUUAAUAGGCUUGUUAUUUCUAAAUGCCGCAAAUUGGCUUUGCUGCCUCAUGGAAUGAGUAACCUUAAGUCUUUACGUAGACUGGUGAUUGAUGAUUGUCCCAUGUUAUUGCGAAGAUGCCAAGGGGAAACUGGUGAGGAUUUGCACAAGAUUAAACACAUCCCAGAAAUUUCCGAAAGGCUGACUUCUCGGGACUUUGAUUAAUCUCUUGUUUCAUACUUCAUUCAGCAUGUUUAGAACCAAAUGCUGCAGAUAGAGAGUUGGGAUUCAUGAGACCUCUUUGGGACUACAGAUGGAAUAAGAAUAGCUUGUACAAAAUGGAACAUGGUGGAGGAUGAGGGUGAAGAUAGAUUGAAGGUUGUACAUUUAGGCAAUUGUGCUGAGGUGUUAAAAUCCCCAUAUUGAAGUUGAUGAGAACAUAGAUAUAAAUGUAGCACGUUGAGGAUGCUACUCUUUACCAUGAUGCUGCAUCUAUAUAAAGUUUCCAAUUUAUUGGGGCAUUUCAUGUGUUGCUGGACUUGGGAGUUCAUGUUGUUUGUAGUUUGGAGAGCAUGUGUUUUGUUGACACAGUGGUAGCUUGGAACUAAAAAUUUGAUGCUGGAAGGAAAAUAGUGGUCAUCAACUGGGCAUAUGUUUAUUAAGCAAGAUUUGUAGCUAACUACUACCUGAUAUCUCAUCCCUCUACCACUUGACCAAGGGCCCAAUUGCUACAUCUUUCCUACUGUUUUUAUUAUUAUUGUUAUUUUUAGUGUUGUUACUUUUUUUUUUCCCCUUUGGAUAACUUAGUCAAUUGUAAGUAUUACAUUACUAUAUUUCAAUAUAUAAGAGAAUAUAUUGUUGUCA
This is a messenger RNA of Quercus robur (English oak), 4346 nucleotides long. RefSeq names its product disease resistance protein RGA2-like. Lineage: Eukaryota; Viridiplantae; Streptophyta; Magnoliopsida; Fagales; Fagaceae. The transcript is spliced from 6 exons. The record is from RefSeq and is a predicted model, not a curated record. Gene Ontology annotation, molecular function: ADP binding; protein binding. Gene Ontology annotation, biological process: defense response to other organism. The coding region runs from base 222 to 3707 and encodes 1161 amino acids.